Molecule: messenger RNA, 2763 nt
Organism: Exophiala xenobiotica
Lineage: Eukaryota; Fungi; Ascomycota; Eurotiomycetes; Chaetothyriales; Herpotrichiellaceae
Exons: 2
Coding region: 501-2432 (643 amino acids)
Biological process (GO): cAMP catabolic process; cGMP catabolic process; negative regulation of glucose mediated signaling pathway
Molecular function (GO): 3',5'-cyclic-AMP phosphodiesterase activity; 3',5'-cyclic-GMP phosphodiesterase activity
Source: RefSeq, a predicted model, not a curated record
CGAAAGUAUAUACGGUCAUGACAUGGUCGUCAGCUCGACAGUGCGCAGCUAGAUCCCACGACGCAGGGUCAACACCCGACAAACUACAGCCACACUGUCCUUUUGUUGAGCCCUACAACGGAUAUUUGACUGAUCCUCUGGCCCGUAUUGUCCGGGUCCUCACUGUUGUCCUUUCGCGUGACAGCUGCUGUGCCCCGACGUCGAUCCUCCACAUUCCAACGCUGGUGUCACCAUGGCCCGUACGAUGAGCUGCGUUUGAAUGCUCUUGUGACUAUUUGCCUGUUCUGUUGGGGGCUCCCACACCAUCUCGGAUACCGCCACACGAGCACUAUCCCACCCCCACCCAGACUCGCUGCAGGCAACGGCCGAAAAGAGAUCUAUUGAAGACGCGACCGAACCGCGGGAGCGGGCCGCCGGCGGGAGAACAAAGGCAUUGUGCAACGAGCCGGCGUUGGUGGACAAGCAAAGAACAAAACAAGGGUACCGAGGUACACACAUCAAUGCGAGAGCAGCAUGCUCAACGCGAAGCUCUUGAUCGGCUUCGCGAGCUUGGGAAGAAGCAUGGAGCUUCUUUCCAGGUCAUAGUGCUGGGCUCAUCCGGCGGCCCAAGAGAAGACAACGUCACAGGCCUCCUCGUCCGGGCACCACAGACCGAAUGGCGCAAAAGCUCCAUGAUCGCCGUCGACGCAGGCUCCCAUCUCGCCAACAUCAUCCGCAUCCUCGAACGGCAGAUGCCCUCGGCUUCAGAGACACUGCCACCAAAGGACUACUCGCACGUGCUCGACGAGGGACCCUUCGCAGGCAUCCGCUUCCCCAACAUAUCCGCCAAAGCCAACGGUCUACACAUCUUCCGCCAAAUCCUACACGCGUUCUUGAUUACCCACCCACACCUCGAUCACCUGUCCGCCAUGGCAAUCAACACGCCUGCGCUCGAAUAUGGACGUGAAGCCAAAGCUAUCGUCGCGCUACCCUCCACCAUCGAGGCCAUUAAGAACCACAUCUUCAACGACUGGCUGUGGCCGAAUCUUUCCGACGAGGGCAACGGCGUCGGCUUCGUCACCUACCGCCGUUUGAUCGAGGGCGGCAAUCCUCGGCUAGGGUCUGGCGAGUCCCGCGGAUACGUCAACGUGUGUGACGGUCUGGCCACCAAAUGCUGGAGCGUCAGCCACGGGAAGUGCCAGCGCAGACGGCAAAGCAUCUCCGGGCAUCAGCAUAGCGAUAGCUUUGGCUAUUCAGGAGGCGAUUACACUUUCCCGUCACGUCGGAUGAGUCGUAUCUCGGACGUGAGUCACGAUUACUUCGCGGCCGUUGCUCAGCAGCAGCAACAGCAACAGCAACAGCAGGCUACACAACCAUACCUGGGCGGAGCAUCACAGCUCGGUAUCUCCAUGCCUUCUGGUUCCAUCACGCCGGGAGUUGCGGGCGUUCCGCCUGCACUCUCCAUGGAUCCGAACCACAUGUUCGAACCGGUAGGGAGUUCAGCGUUCUUCAUCCGCAACGACGUCACUGGCAACGAGAUUCUGAUUUUCGGCGACGUCGAGCCCGACAGCGUGAGCAUGUCGCCGAGAAAUCAUACCGUCUGGGAGGAUGCCGCAUUAAAGGUAGUCUCGGGUGCUCUGAAAGCCAUUUUUAUCGAGUGCUCGUACGACGAUAGUGUACGCAACGAGGACUUGUAUGGGCAUCUAUGUCCCAGGCACUUGAUUGCAGAAUUGAGUUUUCUGGCGAAAAGCGUCAUGAAUAGGCGCAAGCAGCAAGCGGACCCGAGUGUGACGAGUGUGGAAGCAGCAGGCGUGACUCAGGGGGCAAAUGCAUCGUUGAGUGUCCCGGAUCUGAGCAUGCGCCAGCCCCCAACGCCGGCGGAAUUGAAGAGAAAGCGCAAGCGUGCGGCGAUGAACGGUGAUUCCAAUCUCGCAACGACGCCGGAACUUCCGCCGACGGGUUUCGACGGUGCGUCUGGUCUACCUUCGCCCAUGCAGCCGCUUGCUAGCAGCGCGUAUGUAGGCACCAGGGCGGCGUCGCACGUACAUGGUCAUGCACACGCCCACGCACACGCACAUACGAGAAGACGGACGUCGAGGGAAGCAACUGCGAAUGCGAGUACUCCUGGAGCGCCGCUCAUUCCCGGUGGACGGGGCAAAGCGGUGCAAUUCCAGCCUGGCCCGGACUCGUCGGGGCAGAUACAGGCGUCGACGGGUGGACAUCAUGAUCAUGGCCAUGGCCAUGGGCAUCUGCACUCGUUGUCGUUGCCACGUGAUAAGCUUGCGGAGCCGUUGUUGGGUAUCACGGUGCAUAUCAUUCAUGUCAAGGAUACGUUGAUGGACGGGCCGAGUCCUGGCGAUGUUAUUGUUCAGCAACUACGUGCUCAGGGCGAUGAGGCUGGAUUGGGUGUUGAAUUUAAUGUCACGAAGGGUGGGGAUAGUAUCUGGAUAUGAUUACCACCGAUGUUUUCGGCUGAUGGGGUUGUCUGUGGGAGUUUCCAUGGUUGGCUGCUGGACUGGGAAGGUCUCUGGGUCUUGUCCUUCUGAAUGUUGGAGUUGUGGUGGCUUGUUUAUACGAUGUCCCUGGGACGGUCAUGGAAUGGCAUGGAUGGAGAUGAUUUGUUUGUCUGUUCCGAGCCGAGUGUGCUCUUGUUUCAGAGAUAGCGGCUGAACAGAGAUGAGAAAUUCUUCCCCCUAAGGAUCAUUCGAAAGUGAAGCUGAAAGGAGAAAGGAAAGGGCUUACAACAAACAUUUUGCAUUCGGGAAUACGCUCAAUGCAACCCUG